AUGGUGUCUCUGUCUGCCCCGUUACGGUCGUGCCCAUCAGCUCUUCGUGCUGCUGGCUGGGUCCGUGGCUCUGGGUCGCUCUCGCCGCAGCUGACUGAGCGGUGCUGCCGGCAUCCUGGACAGGCGCUCAGCUCGGAGCGCUGCUCCCUCCGUGCUGCCCAGCCCGGCUGCCCGGCUCCCGCAGCACAGCCCGGCCUCAGGGCACGGCCCCGGCCCGUCCGCCCGCGCUGCCGGAGCCGUGCUCCGGGGCUGUCCCGGGGGGAGCCGGCCUCUGGCAGAGCGGGCCGCGGGCUCCGGCCUGGCACGGCAGCGCCGGCCGGGGGCACGGCGGGGCCGCCCCGCUGGCUUCGCCCGCUAGAGGGCAAGAGAGCCCCGCACAAGCGCGGCUGCCCCUGCCCCGCAGCCCCCGGCCCGCUGCGCCCGGCACGCCCUGCCCCGGCGGGGUCAGCGGCGCGGCCCCGUGGGGAGCAGCCCCGGGUGGCCGCUGCAGGCCUGGGCUCGGGGCCGUUCGGCAUGAAAUGUCCUGGGUGGCCACGUUGCCGUGGAGGGAGAGGUAAUCCCUUCCAUCGGGAAAGCUCUCAAGGCCUUUGGCCGUUCCAGAAAACGGGCAUAGAGCCAUCACGGAGCUGGCACGGACCUAAUCCGUCGGGGGACGGCGCACCGGGCUGCUGCCGCGCCUGCCGCAGCGCACAUGGAGCGGCAGUGAGCUGUCUAAAGAGGAAGAAUAUCAGCCAAAGGAAGAGCCCCCGGGAUGCCCUGCAGCCUGCUGACAAAUCCAACCGAGACUGCAGCUACAACUGAGCGCCGACAGUAUCGGAGCAUGAAGAAGGCAGAAACUUCGGAGGAGGCACAGCGUGUGCUUGGGCAGGGAAGGUGUACAAAGCAAAGCACUGGCCGUGGCAAAGAGGUUCUCACAGUUCUGCAAGCCUUGCCACACAAAUUGCUUGCCAUGUGGAGGCUUCUGCAGUCACCUGCACACAUGGCAACCCUGAUUUUCUCCCUUUUUCUCCUUUCAAUCAGUGGCACUUUGGCUCUCCAGCUGGAGGGUCAUGCAACACAGUGGGCAAUAAAUUCAUUACUAAAAUAAGCAGAUACAAGCUAUGUAAAAAUAAACACAUCACAGAAAUUUCAUACAUGUUUGGCAGCUUUCAUACUUACAUCACCCUAUCUACUUUCAAGUAUCACCAAGGACAUGAAUUCAAAAAGACUGUGUUGACACCUGUGUCAAUGCACUU
Molecule: messenger RNA, 1235 nt
Organism: Onychostruthus taczanowskii (white-rumped snowfinch)
Lineage: Eukaryota; Metazoa; Chordata; Aves; Passeriformes; Passeridae
Product: translation initiation factor IF-2-like
Exons: 2
Coding region: 1-801 (266 amino acids)
Source: RefSeq, a predicted model, not a curated record